Molecule: messenger RNA, 1991 nt
Organism: Xiphophorus hellerii (green swordtail)
Lineage: Eukaryota; Metazoa; Chordata; Actinopteri; Cyprinodontiformes; Poeciliidae
Exons: 10
Coding region: 377-1165 (262 amino acids)
Biological process (GO): cell surface receptor signaling pathway; immune response
Cellular component (GO): external side of plasma membrane
Molecular function (GO): transmembrane signaling receptor activity
Source: RefSeq, a predicted model, not a curated record
UCCCCCUGAGCAUGUCCUCUCUGUGUCUCCAUCAUGGCCGAAUCCUGGAGCCUCAGUGACUCUGAGCUGUGAGGGUUUGGAGCUUCAAUCAGCAGGAUGGAGGUUCUUCUGGUAUAAAGCUGUUCCUGAUCCAUCCAGCAGAUACUACAGCGCUGAGCUGCUGCCUGGCAGCACCAAUGGGACUGAGCAGAACUCCUUCAUCAUUAAUGGACCGACUCACACAGCAGGAUUUGUGUGCAGAGCAGGAAGAGGAGAACCAAAGUUUUACACUGAUUACAGUGAACCAAAGUUUGUCUGGUCUGCAGACUCUCAUCCAGCAGCUUCUCUCUCAGUGAGUCCUGACAGAGUUCAACAUUUAAUUUAUCAGCCUGUCACAAUGAAAUGUGGUGGGAACGACACCAAGUGGAGAAUGAUGAUGUUUACAGAUUCAACCAGUCAAACAUACGUUCAGUGCUACAACUGGGAGAUGAUGGAUGGAUCCUCAUGUACCAUUCACACACUAGUGAUUCACAGUGGAGUUUACUGGUGUGAGUCUGGAUCUGGAGAAUUCAGCAACGCAGUCAACAUCACUGUACAGGAUGAUUAUGAUGAUGUUAUCCUGGUGAGCCCUGUUCAUCCUGUGACUGAAGGAGAUCCUGUUACUCUGAACUGCAGAGAUAAAGAACAAAAUCUUCUCUCCAAUGUGUUUUUCUAUCACAAUGAUAAACUCAUCAAUAAUGACAGCAGAGAGGAGCUGAAUAUCUCUGCAGUAUCAAAGUCAGAUGAAGGUUUCUACAAAUGUCAACAUUCAGGAAAAGAGUCACCAAGGAGCUGGAUGUCUGUUAGAGUAACUGUAUCCAGUCCUGUCAGCUCUUCGUUUCCUGUGAUGUUGAUCGUUAGACCAGUGGUUGGAUUCAUUCUUGGUUUUCUCCUGCUGUUGAUGUUGUGCUGCAAACAGUCCAAGGGUUUAUGGUGCUUCAGGUCAGAGGUCAGCAGUCAGAGCUCGACCACAAAUCAAGGACCCAACCAGACAGAGAGCCAAGUUUACAGCUCUCUGCUACACGGUGAUGCUUCUGAAUACGAGUCAAUCCAACCAGCCACUAUGAACAGGAGUUCUGAUGACCCAGAGGACGAUUCUGUGCACAGCUGCAUAAAAACAGAAACUACAGAAACCACUGAAAGCUAAAGCAAAACGUAAAAACGGAGAGAAAAACAACAUAAAGGAAAGUGGAGCCGUGCAGCAACCGAUGGAGAAGUUUAUUCUGAAAUGAGAUCAAGAAUGCCUCUGGAUAAAAACGUUAUCACAAUGUAAAAAUGUCAGGAUUGGGUUUUUUCUGUGUUGAUUUGAGUUUUUCUGUGUGUUGGUUUUGGGUUUCUGUGUCUUGAGUCUCCGUGUUGUCCUGUCGACCCCUUGGUUGUUCCCAGGUGUGUCUCGUUCCCUGAUUACCCUCUGUGUGUUUAAUCCCACCUGUGUUCCUUGUUCCUCGUCGGGUCCUUGUCUAAUCGGUCUAGUUGUCGAGUCAAGUUUGACGUUUUGUCUCCCGUCUGUUAUUCAUUAGUUCCAGUUGUCAGCAUUAUUCUUCUGCUCAUCUGUGCUGCCUGGAUUAUUGUGUUUUUGGAUCAUUAAAUCAUUUUUCUCACCCAACAAUCUGGGUUCAUCACAUAUUCUCACCACCUUACACUGCCACACAUGACAAAAGAAAAAAAUUUCCUAUUUUUAUGCAUCUGUGAAGAAUUUUUACUAACAAACAUUUAAUGAAACUGGAAAACAAAAGCUAGAUAUGCGCGAAAGUUGAAACGGAUCAAUUUAAAGUUUUGUGUGGAUUCAAAGCAUGCUGUAUUAUAUGCAAAUGUCCUUUAAACUCUUUCACUUUUCACGUGCAACGAUGUUAUUGCUGCAUUUAAAAGGACAUUUAAGUUUGAUAUUUUCACCGUGUCUGUUGAGUUUAGCAAGGAAGCAUCUCUUAACAAUGACUUUCAUUUCUACAUUUUUGAUACAGAUGUUUUAAGCU